AUGGAGACCUCAGCUGACACCAGCAAUGGUAUUAACCAGAAAGCAAUGGCGGAUAUUGAAAGAUCUAUCAAAGAGCUAGAGGGUAGGCUCAAUAAUAACAGGUACAGACUACCACCGGAUGCUCUGCUAGAACAUCUUGCCACCUCCCAUUAUGAGCUCUACCGAAUGGGGAGGAAGGAGAGCUUAGACGACGCGAUCGAGAAUAUGCAAGAAGCCUUGAACGCAUCCGGUGACGGGUACUUCUAUAAAAGGCGACAGAGUCUUCUUGUCCAGUAUCUGUUGGAACGCGGACAGAAGUAUGACAUUGAAGAAGCAAUCGAUAUCUCCAGCGAAUAUACGCAGAAUGAUGGAUCCGCAAAUCAUUGGUGGCUGUGGCAUCUUGCUGACGGCCUCGUGCGGCAGUAUACAUGGACUGGGAACAUGACCCAGCUGAAUCAUGCUAUCCAGGCUGCGCGGAACUCGGUGCCCACCGAAUACGAGGGGCAAGAUACCCAUGCCCCUCGAUGGAUGACACUGGCGCACUGCCUCAGAGAGAGGUUCCUCCGGACGAAGAAUAUUAGGAACGUCGACGAGGCAAUCAGGAUUGUGGAGAAGCUUGUUGAUAAUCCACCGCAGAAAGACCCGGACAUGCGUAACUAUCUGCAUAAUUUGGCUAUCCUACACUUGGAGCGGUAUGAAGAAACGGAAAUUCCAGCUGAUCUGGACAAGGGAAUCGCUACCGCGAAAAAGGCUUUGGACAGCACCUCACCAUGUUAUUAUGCCUGGGAGACAGCAUCAUGUCUGAAUACCCUAGCUAUCGCGUUGGCCACGCGAUCUAAGCUCACAAAAAAUAUCGACGAUCUUAAUCAGGCAGCUGAAGCAGCCAAUAAAGCUGUUGAUGCAACCCCAAAGAGCUAUCCGGAACGCGAUCAUUUUCUCGAUACACUUGCAACCUGCCUCUCGGAUCGGUACGAUCAAACAAUGAGCGAAGAUGACAGAGCCAAAUCAAUUGAGUAUUCAAAAAUUACAUUUCGGUCAAGCAACAUCACACCCGUGCGUCGAGUAGUAGCCGCACGUCAAGCAAUACGAUUAUACGUGGCAAAAUGUCAGUAUGGCGAAGCAAGCGACCUGGCCGAAGACACACUGAGGCUACUGCCCAUGGUAUGUAGCCGCUAUUUAAGCCAAGCAGACCAGCAGUAUGCUGCCAUGCAGACGUCGGGGCUAGCUGCAGAGGCCUGUUCCCUCAUACUCGCAGCGAAUGGGGAUCCGAAUCGCGCUCUUGAGUACCUGGAGCAUGGACGAGGCCUAAUCAUCGGAUACUUGAUCGACAAUCGUCGGGAUAUUGCAGAACUUCGCAAAAAGAAGCCUCGCCUGGCGGACAGAUAUGGCAAGACGCGAGCAAAGACUAUGAUGGCAUCGCGCCACAAGGAGCCUUCAGGUAUGCCAUUUGAAAUCAUGCAAGACAUCGAAGAAACAGAAGCCAGCUUGGAAGGAUGCUUAAGAGACAUUCGGAAAGUAGAAGGGUUUGAACGGUUCCUGUGCCCACCUCUCGCAACAGAGUUGAUACCCUAUUCCAAGGAAGGCCCUAUUGUCUUUGUGAACGUCACGCAUAUCAGCAGCGACGCACUCAUUGUGCGUCCUUCGGGGAUUACACCUCUCAAUUUGCCAAACUUCCAUGCGGUAAAAGUCCAGAAAUACCGCGCCUGGGGCCUUACGAAGGAUACGAGAAGUAUUGCUCCGGACAAGGAAAGUCAGUCGGACAAGCGAUAUUGCCGGUUUCUAGCCUCCCUAUGGUCAGAUUGUGUUCGCUUGGUACUCGACAAGCUGGGAGUUCUCAGCAAUCCCUCUACUGGAGCCGAGCUUCCUCGUGUUUGGUGGAUAGGGACGGGUAUGGCUAGCUCCCUACCUUUUCAUGCGGCAGGACUCCAUUCGAAAGACGACAGAUACCGGAUGGAGAACGCAUACACAUAUAUCAUUUCCUCGUACACCCCCUCCAUUAAGGCCCUAGGCUACGCCCGUGAAAAGGCAACGAACCCGAAAGCAACUGCACAACAGCCACUGCUCCUCGUCACAAUGCGCAAAACACCGGAUAUGACAGACCUCCCUGGAGUUGACAACGAGAAGGAACAGAUCACCGCCGCCCUUAAGUCCCAAAAUCAGAACUCAGACCAAGACCAAGAACCCCGGACUGACUCCGUCAAAUUAAUGCCCCAUCCCCAUGCAAAAGCCGUCCUCACCGCGCUUCGAAGCCAUAACAUCGUGCACUUUGCCUGCCACGGCUGCUCAGACCUCUCAGACCCCUCAAACAGCUACCUUGCGCUACAGGGGUCAAAGUCCGCCACAACCCUCGACCGGCUCACCGUCCGCCAGGUAUCCGAAUCUCGUCUGAGACGCUCAUGGCUCGCAUAUCUGUCGGCGUGCUCGACGGCGCAGAACAAAGUGGACGACCUGGCCGAUGAGGCUCUGCAUCUAGCAAGCGGAUUUCAGGUUGCGGGGUUUGCCCAUGUAAUUGCUGCUAUGUGGCCGUCUGACGAUGCUGUUUGCGCCCAAGUUGCGGGUAUCUUUUACAGUGAGCUUCUAACGAAGCUGGGUGUGAUUAAAGAGGGGAAUCGAGCUGCUGCGGUGGCGUUACAUGCCGCGACAAUAAUCAAGUUAGCAGUUGAUAUCAAAGCUCUUCUCUCACUUAAACCGUCGACUUUCACCUGUCGCGCCGUCGAGGAUGAUGCCGAAGCAAAUGUCACCGCGACAGAUACUGAACCCCGCAACCUCCAACGAUUCUCCGAGCGUCGCCGGGCCCUCAUUGGCUUUGUUAGAGAGGCCCCGAAGCUCAAAUGCUUUGCAACGGAAGAAUUAGGCUUCAGAUUUUGUUACCUGAUCUUUGGCUGCCCGGCCCUGGAUCAGGACCUCGAGUACUCCAACGGGAAGCUUAGCGACCACAAGACGGGCCAUGACUUCCGCGCGAUCAUGGGCGAGGAGCGUGAGUUCGGUUGCACAAUCUCUUCUACACAGAGACAAUCGACUAGAGGAGCCGGCCUCAGGCUUCAGUAUCUCGCUGGAGGACUCGACCGCAUCAAGACGAUCAGCUUUGAGAGGAUGAAGAGCAACAGUGUGUUGGACGACGUCAGCAACCUUGGGAAGGACCUCAGUCAUAUAAUCAUGAGCCUGCUACAUGGGCGGGCAUCAAGAGUUUACAGUAAGGCGACAACCUUCGUCGUCGGAGGACACAUCGGCCCACAAACCAAGAACUCGCUGAAAAAACAAGUACAACAAAUUGUGGACGGGCCAAACGGAGAAUGGAUUCUCGAGACCUUGGCUGGCUUGCCACGAUACUGGGAAGCCAUGACAGAGAAGCUGCCCGAAGUGAGCAGCACAAUGCAGGGUGAUCGUCUGCUGGCUGAUCUAGCGUCUUGGUUUCGACAUGGCCCGGCCUCGGUCGAGUCGCUAGCCCCAGACGCCGAGAUACCCGAUCUUUGGAUUGGCGUUUUGAUGGUCGCUAUCCAAUUGGAUCAAUACUGGCGCUAUCUGGAGUUUCGAUUAAACAAUCCGACUGGAACAACUGUCCAAGACAUGCAGGCAGAGCUGGUUAAGCAGCAGCAGGGUGAAAACAACAAGGUCGAGACAGUGGGCUUCUGCGCUGGCAUGAUCGCUGCCGUCACUGUUGCCAGCUCCAGCAACCGACAGGAAUUCGAAAAGUACGGCGGCACGGCGUUACGCAUCGGGGCGUUGAUGGCAGCUCUGGUAGGGGCGACCGAGGCAAGGAGCAAGGGACUCGGCAAAGGCGGUUCCAUCUCCUUGGCUACAGCAUGGAGAACCCGAAAGCAGUGCGAGGACAUGGGCCGCAUCGUGUCGAAACUCAGGACUAAUCAUUAA
This is a messenger RNA of Fusarium tjaetaba, 3849 nucleotides long. Its product is annotated as TPR domain protein. Gene Ontology annotation, molecular function: transferase activity; protein binding. The record is from RefSeq and is a predicted model, not a curated record. NCBI's taxonomy places the organism in Eukaryota, Fungi, Ascomycota, Sordariomycetes, Hypocreales, Nectriaceae. Bases 1 to 3849 code for a protein of 1282 amino acids. The transcript has 7 exons.